Messenger RNA from Stegostoma tigrinum, 2389 nucleotides. Its product is annotated as butyrophilin subfamily 3 member A3-like. Gene Ontology annotation, molecular function: protein binding. The coding region runs from base 167 to 1582 and encodes 471 amino acids. The record is from RefSeq and is a predicted model, not a curated record. NCBI's taxonomy places the organism in Eukaryota, Metazoa, Chordata, Chondrichthyes, Orectolobiformes, Stegostomatidae. The transcript is spliced from 9 exons.
AAGCCAAAGAGCGAAUUCAGUGAAAACGAAAGUAAAUGUUUUCAGGGAGGGGCUGUCGUUGUGAAUGUCUCUAUUUUUUACACAUUUGUCCGAGAAAAGGCGGAAAAUGUUCGAUCAGAUUGUGGGAAAGUAAGAGGCCUGGUUAUUCUGCUGAGACCCCACAAAGAUGGAAGGAGUUCACCUCAUCCUGCUUUUGCUGUUUGGGAUUCCAUGCUCUGUGUAUGGUGACUUCCGAGUGAGUGGCCCAGGCCGUCCUGUGGUAGCCGUUGUGGGUGAAGAUGCUGUCCUGGAAUGUUACCUUGUGCCGAAGGUAUUUGCCAACAACAUGGUGGUGCGCUGGUUUAAAUCAGGCAUUCGGUUACCGGUUCACUCAUACAGAAACGGGCAAGACAACACUGCUGCUCAGCAUGAGGAUUACAAGAAAAGGACUGAACUGUUUAAAGAUGAAGUGUCCAAAGGCAAUGUUUCUCUUCGAAUAAAGAACAUAAGGGUGUUUGACGAGGGGAAAUACCUGUGCACAGUUGAUGACAAAACAGCUUUUGAAGAAACUACGAUUGAGCUAAAAGUUGGAGCAGUGGGACGUGAGCACUGGAUCCAGGUCGAUGGUUACCAUAAAAAUGGAAUUCGGCUUGUGUGUGAAUCUAAUGGCUGGUUCCCGCAGCCCCAGAUAUCGUGGACUGGUGGAAAUGGACAGAACCUAACAGCAAAGUCUGAAAUAAACAAUCGACGUGACUCAAAAGGUCUUGUAAAUGUCCAGAGCAGUGUAAUUGUAACAAAAGAUCCAACAAACAACUUCAAGUGCCUCACACAUAACCAUCUUUUGAAAGAAGAACAAAAAGCAGACAUCCAGAUAGCAGAUGACUUCUUCCCAUCUGUCUCAGGCUGGCUGGUGUUUUUAUCUGUGGUGCUCUGUCUUCUCAUAAUUACUUUAAUCGCUGGGAUCCUUUGGGAUGUGAAACAACUCAGAAAUAUUAAAGAACUGCGGCAUGACAAGACGAUUGAACAAUACGGUCGGUGGAAAUCUGUCAGUGAUUCAGAUUGGAAGAAUAUUUCGAAGUGCAAAGUCCCUGUAAAUCUGGAUGCAGAAACAGCAAACCCAAAGCUUGAGGUAUCCAAAGAUCGGAAGAAGGUGAGAUUGACCCAGACAGCAUUGAGCGUCGACAACAAUGAAGAGAGGUUUACAGUCUUGGAAUCAGUGCUGGGAUCAGAGGAAUUUACUUCAGGCUCACACUACUGGGAGGUGGAUGUGGUGGGGAAUCAGCACUGGACUGUGGGAGUAGCCACACUAUCUGUGGAGAGGAAGAAAGAAAUCCAAGUGAAAGCAGAGAAUGGUCUGUGGACGAUUGGUAGGGCUGGGGAUAAAUUUCAGGCAAACGCUGAAAAUACAAUCGAUAUCCAAGCUGGUGAGGUUCCCACGAAAAUUGGUGUUUAUCUCAGUUAUGAGACCGGGACUGUUUCAUUUUACAGCGCAGAUACAAAGAUUUACCUGCACAUUUUCACUGGAUGUGGAUUCACAGAGAAACUGUAUCCUUUCUUCAGUACAACAGUCUGUAACACGUGGCUGAGAAUCUGCCCAGUUUAACAUUGUUUCUGUGAAAAGUUUCUAACCUGAAGGUUUCUACAAAGUAUUUUACAGUUUAACAGGAAAAAAGGGACCUAGAAUCAUGCCAUUUUACAAAACGCUGUCUGAUUGUCUGAGCUUUUAAGUGAUGUAAUAUGCAUUUGAUCAGAUUCACAGAGAGGAGGUGGUUUCCCUCCAUGUAAACCACUGAUAGGCCAGGGAUUGUCUUACUUUGGAGAAGAGGAGGAGGAGGAGAGGGGACCUAAUUGAGGUAUACAAUUGAGGUAUCCCCUGAGAAAAAGAACAGGAAAUGACAUCGCCAACCCAAGGAAACCUAACCAGAUAAAUAGAAAGCGGGACAUAACACCAGCGCUUUUUCGGAGGCUCACUGAUGAUGUUACCUAGAAUGGUGACGAAACGUCUGAAAACUAACCUUCCAGCUCAGCGAGCAAACUCACAUCCAGAACCUCAACCUGAGCUACAAAUCUUCUCAAAACUCGCUGAGGUAUACAAGAUAAUGAGAGGCAUAGAUAGAGUUGAUAGCCAGAGACUAUUUCCCAGGGCAGAAAUGACUAACACGAGGGGUCAUAGUUUUAAGCUGUUUGGAGGAAAGUAUAGAGGGGAUGUCAGAGGCGGGUUCUUUACACAGGGAGUUGUGAGAGCAUGGAAUGCGUUGCCAGCAGCAGUUGUGGAAGCAAGGUCAUUGGAGACAUUUAAGAGACUGCUGGACAUGCAUAUGGUCACAGAAAUUUGAGGGUGCAUACAUGAGGAUCAAUGGUCGGGACAACAUUGUGGGCUGAAGGGCCUGUUCUGUACUGUACUGUUCUA